Molecule: messenger RNA, 1296 nt
Organism: Trichoderma reesei QM6a
Lineage: Eukaryota; Fungi; Ascomycota; Sordariomycetes; Hypocreales; Hypocreaceae
Exons: 4
Molecular function (GO): FAD binding
Source: RefSeq, a predicted model, not a curated record
CUCGUGCCGGCCUGCAUCGUCCGGCCACGUUCAGCACAGGAUGUAAGCAAGGCUGUGGCAAUCCUCUCCACAUCACGUUCGCCGGGGUGCGAGUUCGCCGUCAAGGGCGGUGGUCACACACCGGCCGGGGGCUCUGCCAACAUCCAGGGCGGCGUGACCAUCGACAUGACGAGCCUGAACGCGACAGUUCUGAGCGGCGACGGCAAAUCAGUCGCUGUCGGGGCAGGCGCCGUCUGGAACGAUGUGUACGGCUACCUGGACGAGUUCAGUCUUGCUGCUGCUGGUGGGAGGAACGGUCUCGUCGGGGUUGGUGGGCUGCUCCUUGGUGGUGGCAUAUCGCACUUCUCGUCGCGGGUGGGAUGGGCGUGUGAUGGUGUUGUUGGGUACGAGGUCGUCCUCGCAAACGGCACCCUAGUCAAUGUCUCUUCGACCAGCAACCCCGACCUGUAUCGCGCACUCAAGGGCGGCGGAAACAACUUUGGAAUCGUAACGCGUUAUGACCUGGCGACGUUUCCGCAGGGGAACAUGUCGGUGAGCACCCUCUCGUACGACGUGUCUCGGGCCGGUGCCGUCUUCGACACCUUUACGGAUAUCGCCGCUUCGCCAAACUUUGAUCCCUACGUGUCCCUCCAGACGGGCCUGCUGUACGCCUCGGCAGCAAAGGCGUGGACGCUGAGCAGCUCGGCCUACUACACGAAGCCCGUGCUUCACCCUGAGGUGUACAGAGAGCUCGAGGCCGUGCCAAGCAUUUCCAAUACUUCCAAGAUUACGGCCGUGGCUGCGCUGGCUGCGGAGAAUCCCACUCCGCCACUGAACUGGCUCUUUGCCACGUUGACGUUCGGGACCUCAAGCGAGGCUAUGCUAGACAUCUUCAGGGCCCUAAACGGAUCCUUGUAUGACUUCAAUCCCACUGGUGGUGUUACAUGGAACUUUGCCUUUGAGCCCCUCCCAUCUGUAAUGCUUUCACAUGCAGCUGCUACUGGGGGAAACAUUCUCGGGUUGAGUCCUGAGGAUGGGAAUGCCGUCAUCCUUCUCUUCUCCGCCCUCUGGCCCAACUCGAGCUCCAACGAUGCCGUCUACCAAAAAGGCCGAGACGCCUUUACGGUUGUCAAGGAGGUUGCUGAGCGAAAGGGGGUGCUGCGCAAGUUUGAGUAUCUCAACUAUGCUGGCCCACACCAGUCGCCGCUGGCUUCAUACGGGGCGGACAACCUGGAGUUUCUCCGCAGGGUGAGUAACAAGUAUGACCCGACGGGGGUGUUUCAGCGCAAGGUGCCUGGUGGCUUCAAGUUGUGGUGA